Spodoptera exigua (beet armyworm) is the source of this 333-nucleotide messenger RNA. Lineage: Eukaryota; Metazoa; Arthropoda; Insecta; Lepidoptera; Noctuidae. The record is from the annotation of a GenBank genome assembly.
AUGGGGACGAUUUAUGGAGUAGCGGCGUUGUGGAGUCCCCCGGGACAGGCAGAGCGCGCGGAGCCGGGCGGACGGCGCAUAUCGGGUCGCGGUGACGUCAGCCACUUCUUCAACACACAGAUGGUGCUCGACCUGAACGAAUAUUAUUGUUUAAUUAGCUCCGAGCUAGUUCUCAACACCGACACGACAGUGUCCGCCGGUCGGUCCGUCUGUCUUUCUGUCAGCUCUGUUUCUGGUCUAGUAUUGGGUAUUAACAGCAGAGAGAGAGAGAGAGCAGUAGUUGUGUGCGCAAGAGUUGAAGCUGCCAAUAGACCACCACAGACGGGGCCCUAA